Molecule: messenger RNA, 1612 nt
Organism: Mercenaria mercenaria
Lineage: Eukaryota; Metazoa; Mollusca; Bivalvia; Venerida; Veneridae
Exons: 2
Coding region: 347-1612 (421 amino acids)
Source: RefSeq, a predicted model, not a curated record
CUUUUCGAAGGGAGGUAAAAAUGUUGCUGCGGUGAAACACUGUGUGGAGUGUGAUGAAAAUCUGUGUACAUCAUGUGUCAAUGAUCAUAACAAGUUUUCCGCCAUGAAAGGGCACCAGAUGUUGGACAAACUGCAACAAUCGAACGUACAGAGACCGCAGCUGCCAAGCCAGAGGUGUACCUAACAUGGAGGAAGGGUUAUAGAUGUCUACUGUCCUGAUCAUGACACAGUCUGCUGUUCAACCUGUGUCGCUGUUGAACACAGUGUCUGUCGUGGAAUACAGUUUAUACCCGACGUUGCGAAAGAUGUAAGAAAACGCAAAGACCUUCAGGAUCUAGAGUCCAAGAUGACGAGUCUAGAGUCUCGUCUUAGCACGCUACUUAAAAAGAAACACGUUGACUUAAAGAAGCUAAAACAGAAUAAAGAUGAAAUACUGAAAGACAUUCGAGCGUUGAGAAAGAAAAUUAAUGACCACCUUGAUAAGAUUGAACAAGAAUUUAUUGAUGAAACUACAGUAAUAUUCGAAGGGGAAAUGCAAAAUAUUGAAGCCGAUGAAAAGAAACUUGAAAUGGUACUUGCAGAACUCGGUAAAAGUCAACAACAGCUAAAGGCAGCUAAAGAUGAAACCGAUUCAGAAGUAUUUGUUCAAAUGAAGACAACAAAUACAAGCGUAAAGAAAAUCAAAGAUUCAGUUGACAAAAUGGAGCAGAGUGGACAUGUUCCAGAUUUUAAGAUAAAAUUUGAUAGGGCCCUUGAGUGUUUUCAAGACGAAAUUCGAGUAAUGGGAAAACUAACUGAACUAUCGCCCAAUAUUUCUAUGACAAUGCAGAGAGAAUAUGAAUGCAGAGUAAAAGAAGACGACAACAGGCGUGAUAACAUACAAGGAAUCUGCCUGACAACCAGGGGAAAUAUACUUCUGACUGAUUUUUUAAACAAGAAACUCAAACAGAUAAACGGCACUGAUAGCCUUGUAUCCUGUCUGAAAGUGCCUGGCUCUCCCUUCGGUAUUUGCAAGAUAUUCGACGAUCAGUUUGCUGUUACCCUGUUACAUGAAAAGAAAGUUCAGUUUGUCAAAGUCAAUGAACAAAUGCGAUUGUUAAGUUCAUUUACUCUUGGAGAUAAAUGCCGGGGAGUAUCUUAUAACAAUUGUGUUAUCUUUGUCUGCUGUGGUAGAGGUGGAGGGAAAGCAAGGUUGGCAGAAGGCCCAGGUCAUAUUGAGCUAUACAAUGAAAAUGGGGUAUUAAUGAGGUCAUAUUUUGAAUCUAUCAGAUGUCCAAUCGGUUUAGCAUUUUCCAGUAACGGGAAAGAGAUGUGGAUUGCUGACAGAUACAAUGGACUUAUCAUUAUGGAUAGCAACGGCUAUCUUCUAUCGAAGAAUACAUUUAAGGAAGUACAGCAGCCAGAGGCUAUCUGCAAGCUUCGCGACGAUAUUGUAUGCAUCAGUGAUGUCAAGAGUGGUAACCUUGUAACCAUAGUUGAUGGUAUUGUAAAACAAAUUCUACUCACAGAUACAGGUGGCAUUUUAGCCAUGUGUUUCGAUGACAAACGCUCACAACUCAUAAUAAGUGCAUACGGUCAUGAGAAGAUCAAAGUCUUUGAAAUAUAUCGUUAG